This is a messenger RNA of Rotaria sordida, 1950 nucleotides long. The record is from the annotation of a GenBank genome assembly. NCBI's taxonomy places the organism in Eukaryota, Metazoa, Rotifera, Eurotatoria, Philodinida, Philodinidae.
AUGAGUAUACAUACUCAUUUAGAAGAUUUAUCGAAUGAAAUUUUUUUCGAAAUAUUUGAUUAUUUACAUGCACUUGAUAUUUUGACUGGUUUUACUUCAUUGAAUCAACGAAUUUCAUCUAUUUUGCAAUCUAUUCCAUUUCGUAUUAUUAUUCCACAUAAUUAUUGUCGUCGUCAAAUUGAUUUUCUUUCUUAUUAUCUUACUUUUCAUGCUCAUCAAGUUAUUUCAUUAGAAAUUCAUGAUAUAAUUCUUGAUUAUUCAUCUGUUAUUAAUUUAUUAUUUAAUCGACAUAAUUUUAUUAAUCUUCAAUCAUGUAUAUUUACUUCAAUUAAUUCAUCAACAAAAUUUGAAAAUGUUUUUAAACAAAUUCAAAGUUUAAAUAGACUUGUUAGAUUUAGUCUUCUUGAUCCAUAUUUUAAUUUAAAUGGAAAAGAUAAAUGUGAUUUAACUCGCAUGAUGUUAAUGCACAAAUCAUCUUCUCUUCAUUCAAUAAUACUUGGAUAUUGUUAUGAUUAUUUAGAUAUAUCAAAUUAUACUUCAAUAUCUUCAAAUCUUACAUCACUUCAUUUACGUCUAUAUUGUACAUCUUCAACUGUAAUUCUUUUUUUAGUUUUAUCAAUUUUUCGUGUUUGUCAUGGAAUUCGACAUUUAGGCUUAAGAAUAGAACAGAAAUAUUCAGUUGAAAAUAAUAACGUCAAUGUUCCAUCAUUAAAAUUAUCUCUUAAUGAUAAAGACUAUCCAAUAUUAUCGAAAUUGGUAUCUUUCAAUUUAAUAGUGUGUAUUAUAUGUGAUAUUUAUUCAAUUGCUUACAUUUUACGUUGUAUGCCUAAUCUUAAUCGUUUUAAUUUUCUUCUUGCGACACGAAUGAAAACAUUGCACUAUUAUCGUAAAUUGUUUAAUGGUUAUGUAUGGGAACAAAUAGUAAAACAUUAUGUUCCAUGUUUAUCGAAUUUUGAAUUUCAUAUGUCAAUUUGGAAAAGCUAUUCAAAAUUAAAUUUAGAUUUUAUUGUCAAUUCAUUUCAAUAUUUUGUUAGAAAAUAUUCUAAUUGGAAUAUGAUUAUUGAUCGAUGGAAUCUUGUUAGUGAAACUCCAGAAGAAUUUGUCAUGUUACGUACAUUUAAUUAUUGCAAAAAUAAAUCAAGUGUUAAGAUCUUAAUUCCAUAUAUUAAUUCUGGAUCAUAUGAGACACUAUCAACAACAACAAUAAAAGAUCAUCAUCAUCUUUUUUAUUCAGAUAUAAGAGAUUUAAGAGUAUUUUUUACAAAGACAACAUCAAAUAUUACUUGGUCUUCUCCUUUAUAUACUAAAGUCAAUUAUCUCUUCAUACAAAUGGGAAUAAUACUUUAUUCAUCGUUGUGGAAUAGAUUAUUGAAUACUGUUAUUUCUCAUGAAACAACUGAUGAUGAGGCACAACAACAUGUUACUUAUCUUUCAUGUUUGGUAGAUUUAUCCAAUAUAACUGAAUUAGAAUUUUCAUCAAAAUAUCGUACAUAUCAAUGGAAAAGUAUUCAAUUGAUUUUACAAGCUUGUCCAAAUGUGAUUGGUAUUAGAAUUAGUACUCGAUUAUUGAUGUUAUCAAAAUUAAUCGAUAAUCCAAUACUUAUUCCAAUAUUCAAACAAAUCAAAAUGAUGAAAUUAAUAAGAGACAAAAUUUAUUUUCCUUCAAAUUUUGCAUCAAAAUUUGUUCAGCGUUUUCCAUCACUUAAUGAUAUUGAACUUCAAGUAUUUUCAUUCGAUAAUUGUGUGUCUAUUAUUAAUAUAUUUCUUACUUAUCUUGAAAAUUUAUAUUAUGUUAAAAUCAAUUAUUCUCAAGAUACGUUAUUCGAUGAUCCUUUUUCACGUGAUUAUAUUAUUAAAAAUCGUCGACGCAGUUUCCCUGGUAAUAUUGUUGAUGAAGAAAAAGUCAUUGUAAAAAAUAAUGGAGAAGUGAUACAAAUUUGGUUAAUAUGA